CGGGAAGUCAUUUUCAAAACAACUACGAGGGAAAGGGAAAUAGUCUAACAUUCUUGUAUCGGAAAGCGCUAUCCAUCAUUGGCAUGAACGGAGACCGCCCACUUGUGUAAUGCUCCGGCUGGCUGUCUUCUCCGUGCAGACACGCAGCAUGCAGGACAUUCGGAAGAGGAAGGUUCCUUUGACAGAAACGCUGAUGUCGGAUCCAGACUACAUUUUGCAGCAUGUCCAGCAGGAGAACCUGAUCACACGGCGGGAAUACACCAACAUUCGUAGCGUUCAGCGGUCCAGCGAGGGCAGAGUCAUCGAUCUGCUGGACAAGGUGAUGGACAAGGGAGAGGAGACCUGCCGUCGUUUUUUGUCCCUCCUACAGCAGCCUGAAGUCCAGGAUACCUUCCCGCCUCUAAAAAAACUUUGUUCAGGGGAAUUUACAGACAACCCCGUCCAGGAAACACAGAAUGCAGCGCUCAGUGAAUACAGGAUGUCUAGUCUGCCACGCGGCCACUGUCUGAUCUUCAAUAAUCAGCACUUUGAAACAGAGAGCCUUAAGGAGCGCAAGGGAUCCUACCAAGAUGCUGAGGCUCUGGAGCAGGUGUUCAGCUGGCUGGGGUUCAGUGUGCACGUGCUGCAGGACCAGCCGGUGCAGGAGAUGCGCAGCCAGCUGCAGCAGUUCAGCCGUGUGGAACACAGCGACUGCUUCGUGUGCUGCGUGCUCAGCCACGGGGCGGAGCAGGGCAUUUACGGCCGCGACGGGGCGCUCCUCCGGAUUCAGGACGUCCUCUCCCCCUUCAACGGGGCCAACUGCCCCUCACUGGCCAACAAGCCCAAGGUCUUCUUCAUCCAGGCCUGCCAGGGGAAGAGGGUGCAGGAGGCGGUGACGGUCCACGCCGACUGCCCCGGGGGGGCCACAGACCCGGGGACGGAUGCCGGCGCAACUCAUGGCUACACCCUUCCUGUGGAUUCCGACUUCCUCGUCGGCAUGGCCACCGUUCCGGAAUGCGUCUCUAUCAGACACAGCGUCAGAGGCAGCUGGUACAUCCAGGCCCUCUGCCAAGAGCUGAGACAGGGCUGUGCCAGGCGUGAGGACAUCCUGACCAUCCUCACCAGAGUCAACGAGGAAGUGAGCAGGAGAGAGGGGGACCUGUGCAGCCAGUACGGCCCACAGCUGGCCAAGCAGAUGCCUGACCCCAGAUUCACCCUGAGGAAGAGGCUGGUCUUCCCUGUUCCCAGCAUCUCCAGCCCCACACUCUGAUUGGGACAUGGCUGUUCCUCACACACACACUCAGACCGGGAUAUGGCUGUUCCUCACACACACACUCUGACCAGGACAUGGCUGUUCCUCAUGCACACACUGACCGGGACAUGGCUGUUCCUCACACACACACUGACCAGGAUAUGGCUGUUCCUCACACACAGACUCCGACUGGGAUAUGGCUGUUCCUCACACACAGACUCCGACUGGGAUAUGGCUGUUCCUCACACACACACACUGACCGGGAUAUGGCUGUUCCUCACACACAGACUCCGACUGGGAUAUGGCUGUUCCUCACACAUACUGUGACCCCUCGUCUUAGAACAAAGCAUUAUGCACUUGUCCCUCUUCCCUUUUAUGCAAAGAAAAACAAUUUUCUAAGUUUUGUAUUUUAUGACAUUUUUAUAUUUCAUCUGUGUAGUUGUGUAGAAAAAUUAAUCACUUUUAAGUUUUAAGAACACUUUGUACCAAUGUAAGGGAAAAACAAUGUGGGCAUUAAAAUCUUUUUCAUUUUAA
This is a messenger RNA of Anguilla rostrata (American eel), 1765 nucleotides long. It is a transcript of the gene casp20, whose product is annotated as caspase 20, apoptosis-related cysteine peptidase. The record is from RefSeq and is a predicted model, not a curated record. Bases 110 to 1249 code for a protein of 379 amino acids. The transcript has 6 exons. Gene Ontology annotation, molecular function: cysteine-type endopeptidase activity. Gene Ontology annotation, biological process: proteolysis; regulation of apoptotic process. NCBI's taxonomy places the organism in Eukaryota, Metazoa, Chordata, Actinopteri, Anguilliformes, Anguillidae.